Molecule: messenger RNA, 1158 nt
Organism: Penicillium taxi
Lineage: Eukaryota; Fungi; Ascomycota; Eurotiomycetes; Eurotiales; Aspergillaceae
Product: NAD(P)-dependent alcohol dehydrogenase
Exons: 2
Coding region: 1-1158 (385 amino acids)
Biological process (GO): D-sorbitol catabolic process
Molecular function (GO): zinc ion binding; L-iditol 2-dehydrogenase (NAD+) activity
Source: RefSeq, a predicted model, not a curated record
AUGUCUGCUACAACUGUAACAAAGGCAAACAUUGGUGUAUACACCAACCCUAAACACGAUUUGUGGAUUGCUGAGACCACUCCUACAUUAGAGGAUGUCCAAACUGGCAAGGGAUUGAAGUCUGGUGAGGUCACUAUAGAGGUUCGCAGCACUGGUAUUUGCGGAUCAGAUGUCCACUUUUGGCACGCCGGCUGCAUUGGUCCUAUGAUUGUCACUGGUGAUCAUGUCCUUGGUCACGAAUCUGCUGGCCAGGUUGUUGCUGUCGCACCCGACGUUACCAGCUUCAAGAUUGGUGACCGGGUUGCAGUUGAGCCCAACGUAAUCUGCAACGCAUGCGAGCCGUGUCUGACUGGUCGUUACAAUGGUUGCGAGAAUGUGGCUUUCCUGUCUACUCCCCCUGUCGAUGGUCUACUGCGGCGAUAUGUCAAUCAUCCUGCCGUUUGGUGUCAUAAGAUCGGCAACAUGAGCUACGAGGAUGGAGCUCUCCUAGAGCCUCUCAGUGUGACUCUGGCUGCAAUCGAGCGUAGCGGGCUACGCCUGGGCGACCCCUUGCUCAUCACCGGUGCCGGUCCCAUUGGAUUAAUUAGUUUGCUUAGUGCGCAGGCUGCCGGUGCUUGUCCUAUCGUCAUUACUGAUAUUGAUGAGGGCCGUUUGGCAUUUGCCAAGUCACUGGUCCCGGAUGUGCGUACCUAUCUCGUUCAAAUCGGUCUUUCGGCGGAGGAGUCUGCUGCCGGUAUUAUCAACGCCCUGAAUGAUGGUAAGGGCUCUGGAACCGAUGCUCUUCGUCCUAAGCUGGCUUUGGAAUGCACCGGUGUCGAGAGCAGUGUCAACUCUGCUAUCUGGAGCGUGAAAUUUGGUGGAAAGGUCUUUGUUAUCGGCGUUGGCAAGAACGAGAUGACUAUUCCUUUCAUGCGUCUUAGUACCCAAGAGAUCGACUUGCAAUACCAGUACCGUUACUGCAACACUUGGCCUCGCGCAAUUCGCCUUGUCCAGAACAAGGUCAUUGACUUGCGCAAGCUGGUUACUCACCGUUUCCCAUUGGAGGAUGCACUCAAGGCUUUCGAGACCGCUGCCAACCCGAAGACCGGUGCCAUCAAGGUCCAGAUUAUGAGCUCUGAAGAGGAUGUCAAGGCUGCUUCUGCAGGUCAGGAUAUCUAG